AAACAACAUGAGGCAUUUUAUUUAGCGCAGUUGACUCAUGAAAUGUGUGCGAGGGAAGGGCUGGAAGUGAUCGUGGAUUUAGGAGCUGGAUUGGUAAAUAUUUAUCUUAAUCUUAAUCUAUCCUCAUUCCACCUAAUACCAUCGAAAUGAUAUUCGCUCCCCAGGGCUACGUGUGUCAACUACUCCACCACCUCUUCAACUACCGCGUCCUUGGGCUAGAGUCGAAUCCCUCGAUCACAGCUACCGCCAACCGUCGUCAGUACACUCUUCACCCUCUCUCCCGCCCCUCAGUCCAAUAUUCUUGUCUAAAAGUGACGAAAGAUUCGUCAGAUGCGAUUGAAAAGCUCUUAAAGUCUUUCACGAAUAACGAAAACGAAAAAUUCUGUCUGAUCGGACUUCAUUCUUGUGGAGACCUCAGCACCAACGCCUUGAGACUCUUCAGGGAUAUGAAGAACGCAAGGCUUCUGGUCAUGAUGUCCUGUUGUUACCACAAACUCGAAUGCGCCGAGGAUAAACCCGGUUUCAAGAAUUUUCCGAUGGCUCGAGGGCUCGAAAGGGAGUACGAAAGGAUCCGUGAUCCUCAGGGGGAGGUCCUAGGACGGACCUUCAUGAGGCUCGCGUGUCAGGAGCCUGCGGAAAGGUGGGAGGGCAUGGGGGAAGAGGAGCACGAGACCCAUUCAAUUUGUUUGAUGGCUAGAGCAGUCCUCGAAUUGUUCUGUCGUAAAAAUCAAAUUAACCUAACAAAAACAAAGAGAAAAUCAGUGAGGUCAUCGAAGUGUCUAAAUUUCGAAACUUAUCUCCAGAAUUUCGUCUCGCGUUACAAUUUCAAUGGCAAAGAACUGGACGAAAAAUACUACGCAGAGAUCAAUCAGCUCUGGGGGGAGAAUGAGUCUAAAUUAAAAUUAGCAGAGGUCUAUACAGGCCUUCAGCUACUCCUGCAGGCACCAGCAGAAUAUUUGGUAUUGAACGACAGGAAAUGUUGGUUGGAGGAGCAAGGCUUUCCUGAGACGAAAAUCGUGUCAGUCCUUAACCGGAAAUUGUCUCCCAGGUCUCACGCAAUCGUUUCAUCAAAAACACACCCAAUAAUUACUUAA
This is a messenger RNA of Diachasmimorpha longicaudata, 1094 nucleotides long. RefSeq names its product probable methyltransferase-like protein 25. The coding region runs from base 147 to 1094 and encodes 315 amino acids. The record is from RefSeq and is a predicted model, not a curated record. Lineage: Eukaryota; Metazoa; Arthropoda; Insecta; Hymenoptera; Braconidae. The transcript is spliced from 2 exons.